AUUAUCGCGAUGAGCAUGGCGAGAUCCUGACGUAAUAUUUACGUGCAUCUACAAUAUGUUGCUGCUCUUACAGGAGUUAUGUCCAAGAUUUUAGUUACGCAGGAUACAAGUGACAGAGCUAUUUUCCUCGGGUGGAAGUGCACGGACACUUCCCGUGGGAGUAGAAACCAGGAAGACAACGUCGCACAGACAUCUCGUCUACAAAAUAGAUCGCAUCACCGGGAAAGACAAAGGAGAAGACGUUACGAAGCCAACGCAGAGAAGCGAUCAGACUUUGAUUCUCUUGGAAAUUUACUGUACCGAAGGGUCGAUUCGUCUCUCUGGUCCGGUUACAUGUGUGUUCUACAGUACGAUGUAUAUACCUCGUGGCUCAUAUGUUUAAGCACACUAUGA
Eufriesea mexicana is the source of this 393-nucleotide messenger RNA. RefSeq lists its product as uncharacterized. The coding region runs from base 79 to 393 and encodes 104 amino acids. The transcript has 3 exons. The record is from RefSeq and is a predicted model, not a curated record. Lineage: Eukaryota; Metazoa; Arthropoda; Insecta; Hymenoptera; Apidae.